AUGUGCCAUCGCGCCCAGGGACUGCAGUGUGACCCAGCCCGCAGGACGUCAUUGACAUGGCGCACCAACUCCGUAAAGCGAGUCAACGACUCAGUCCUGGCAGUCUACUCCGUCAGCUGGUUGUUACCAUGGAGACCCUCUGCAGUGUUUUACGGACUUCCUGAUCCCAGCCAGGCAUCUCCUGGAGACUGUGCAGCUUGUGCAUCUGAUCUGGUGUUUCGUUUUGUGGGCUGGCCACUGUGCCUCCAUGACCGCAUCGUAGUCCACCUUGCCCACCUCGACCCCCUGCUGCUUUCCCCGGGGGACUUCUACCUGCAGGUGGCACUGUUUGGACACCAGGCAGCUCGCAUCGUGGUCCGGAGCCUUCUGGCAGAGGAGAGGCAUGAGUUGGAGGAGAGUCCCAUAGCCGAGGCCUUUCUGAAAGAACUGAACGUGGGCAGGCAUGACAAGCCACUCAGUCAUUGCCUGCUGGCCACCGAGCAGGGUGUAGUCAAGGUGCCUUGGGAUCAGGUGGCCAGCCCUGAGUUUGUGGAUGAGUCACAGCGCAUGGCUUGUCCUGGCCCUGCAGAUCAGCAAGAGUCUUCGAGCGGACAUUACUUGCGGGACUCACCUGUGCCGCCUGGGUAUUUAGUGGAGACCAGGAUCCGUCCUGCUAAGGAUGGUAUCGCGGUGUCUUUGUGCUUAGUAGACAGUUCCAGUCAGAGUGGGAUGGAACCAGAUGGGCCAGGGAUGCCAGUGGGCUGGGUGUCUCCUAAUACUUGGGACAGUCGCAGUAAGAACUGUUUUCGGGGACAGUAUCUAGAACAUGUGGACGUUACUAAAGAAAAGGAAGUCGUGGUAUGCUCUAGGACUCAAGGUCAGCCUAGAACUCCUGUGCUAAAACCCCAUGGGCUCACAACUUCAGCUGGUUCUGGCUCCUCCUUCCAUGGCCACCGCCCCUGCGGACGUACUGUGCGGUUUGCAGAGCAACCUUGCACACCUUGCAUGAGGAGGAAGCACAACCAGGGGAGCCAAGGCCAAGAGUGCAGAUACAAGGAGUUUUACAUGGAGACACAGCAAAGCCCUGCCAUUGUGGAGAAAAGUCCUCAAGAAUCAGUCCCCUCUGGGAGAAGUAUGAGGAUCAUUUCUAAAAUGCUCCACAGACCUGUUCUGGAAUGUCCUGACCAGAGUCCUUAUGAUCAAACGGUAGAUAACAAUUGCAGUGAAGAUGACCGAAAUGUCCCUGGUUUUCCAGGCAUUUCUGAGGACUUGAUGGGCAUACGUGAAGGCACCAUUACCUGUCUCGUGCCAAAUGUGGUUGGAACGUCUGAGAAAUGUCAUGUUGUAGUCCAAGGACAGCCCAGCGAAGGCAGCAGGGACGGUUAUCUGGAAACGCUCCCAAGGCUACAUGUAGUUCCUGGGAAAAAGACCACUGCCUUCGGCCUUGUUUCUCCAAAGUUGAACAGGCGAAGAACAAAACCAAACGGAUGCUUCUCUGAAGAUGACCCCCAGGAUCCUAAAACAUUUUCCCCUCUUGCUAAUGGAUCCUGGAGAGAUGGACCUAAAUCCACAGAGACACACACUGCUGGCAUGGAACAAGUCAUACCUACAGGACCAGCAGCACCACCAGCCGCAUUCAAACCAGAGACCUGCCUCCUGCAGUUAGGGGUCGCCUGCCUUACAGGUGGCAGAGAUCGCUCAAGCAGGCCUGUGGUGGAGGUUUAUGGGGAUCACACACACUGGGGGUCUCCUCUGGUCUCCAGCCUGGAGCUCUCCACACUAUUGCUCUAUUUCAAUACCAUCACCAGGAAAGUCCAAGAGGUUGGCCUGACAGUUGUGUACGAUGCCCGUAACACAGCCCCACACCCGGCAUUCACUGAAGCACUGCAGAUGGUGCAGGAGAAGGACCCACGAGCUGUCCACUGUGUGCUGCUCCUGCAGAGUAAAGGUUACAGUCACGAGAAAGACUCAGGACGGAUGGACAUUGUGGCCUCUCUCAAAGCCCUUCAUAAAUGUAUAGAGCGUAGCCAGCUGACCUCUGCACUGGGUGGGUCCUUUACCUACAGUCACAGAGACUGGCUCGACCUUCAUCGAGAACUGCACCCAUUUGUGUUGGACCUGAAAGAAGCCAGAGAUUUGCUCCUGGAAGCCAUACGAAACCUGGAGGGAAUACACAAAAUAGACACUGUUCAGGAUGUGGAGCAGUGCAUUAGCGAACAGAGAGCUCUGAUGAAGGACGCGCUGCAGGACCCCCGAUUGGUUGCCUUACAGAGGGAGGGCAGAGCCAUGCUGGCCAGGUUGAGGUGGGAGUGUAAUGUAAGAGCAGCACACUGCGAAGAGACCUGUGAGGUCAUGGAAACCGUGGAGGGCCUGUAUAAUCAGGUUGAGGAACAGGUCCAUGUGCUGGCGAGGAGAUCCAGUGUGUCUCUCCAACACCUUAACUUGCUGCUACAGCUCAGAGAGAUGGAAUCGAGGUUUACCAAGAUAAAGGAAUGGUUUGAUGUGGAGGGAGACAGACAGCUGCUGGAAGCAGAAUCUGUGGAGGUUUCCAGCGGGAGAAUUCAAGAGACACUCAAAGGCUUCUCAACUUUCCUCUCUGAAGCAAAUGAACAGAAGCUUAAGGCCAUGAUGUUACUAAAUGAAGCAGAACGUAUUCAGGGACCAAACUACCCUGAGACAGAAGCGUUCCAAACAAUGGUAUCCACCUUCAAAUCCAGCUUGUCAGACUUCUUGUCUCGAGCAGAGCAAUGUUGUGAUGAGCUUCAAGACAUGGUAAAUUUGUGCCACUUCUGUGAAAGGGCAACUGAAGUGGCUGAGGCCUGCUCACAACAAUUGGACCAGAUUCCCUUGCAGUGCAUGGCUCAGGAGGAGAAAUGGGCCACCCUUCAGCAAUGCCAUCAGAAGCUUAUUGAGUUCUCCCCUGAACGAUUCCAGGAUGCAAAGGCCCUGGCCGGCUCUCUCCAGAGCUGCAGGGGUAUGCAGGUGUGGAAUAUGGCUUGGCUAAGGUGUCAGGACAUCAGCCAACAGCUGGAAGAGAGCCUGCAGGAUCUGGAGCAAGCCCAGCAUCGCUUGGUACAUUUGACCUACGAGCAGCACGGUGAUGGUGGCGAGGCAAGCACUUUCGAAGCGGAGCACCUGCAUGGAGCACCUGCACUUCCACAGUCCAAUAUACAGCGGAGCAUGCCAGAACAAUGUGAAGUCAAGCAUAACCGAGACCGAGAGAGCAUUUACGGCACGGUGACCUGCUUUAACUUCAGGCAAUCGCGAAAAGGUCGGAAAGGGUCCAGAACUGUUGCUGCUGCAGACCAAGGCCUUGCUGAUUAUGGCAAAAACACAUCCAGAAAAACAUCGCACGAUGGCAGGCAGAGAGUAAUUGAAGGAUCAACCACAGCUGGUUGUCAGUGGUUUCCCUGGAAGAGCACCUUGAGCAGAUCCAGAGGAGAGAACUCAGCUUCCAGCUCCUUUAAGACCUCACCUUCCAACUACACGGAAUCUAACAGUCUAACACCCCUCAUCUCUGAUGUCCAGGUGCUAGAAGCUGCCAACUGUGGAACACAGACAACAUUACCCGCCUCAGUACCGACCUAUUCUAAUACCCAGUCUGCAGUACCCAUCUGCAUUGGAGCCAAGACACCAGUACCCACCUGUUCUGAGACCCAGGAACCCUUAUCAGCCAACUGCCAGGCCCAGCCCUGCGAAAGGCAUAACUCCCAUACUGGCAGGUUUUACUCAGAAGAGUCCAGCUGUGAGGUGGAGCUCUUGGGAAGUACUUCACCCAAGGAGGCUGUCAACAGAGGAAGUGGGGGAGGAAAGGCCUUGAAUAUCCCUGACACUAAUACCAGCACUCUGAAACUGUGGUGCAUCUUAGAGGAGUUGUUGGGGACAGAGCUGGAGUACGUGCGGUCUCUGGGUUAUGUCCUGACUCACUACCUCCCCCUACUGGCCAGGCCGGAUGUGCCCCAAGACCUGAGAGGUCAGCGUGGGAGGAUCUUUGGGAACCUAGAGAAAAUACAUAACUUCCACUGUCAUUACUUCCUGCAGGAGCUAGAAGUAUGCAGGGCAGAGCCGUUGAAGGUGGGCCGCUGCUUCCUCAGACAUAGGGAGAGUUUUGGCCUGUACGCUCUCUACAGCAAGAACAAACCCCAGUCAGAUGCUCUUAUUCAACAUCACAAGUACUUCAAGCGUAAGCAGAUGGAGCUGGGGGACAGCAUGGACCUGUCAUCCUACCUGCUGAAGCCCGUGCAGAGGAUCAGUAAGUACGGCCUGCUGCUGCAGGAGAUGCUGGAGGAGUGUGGGCCUGACCACGGCCUGGAGCGCCAGGAGAUCCAGGCCGCCACCGAGGUGGUCCGCUUCCAGCUUCGCCACGGCAACGACCUGCUCACCAUGGACGCCAUCCAGGACUGCGAUGUGAACCUAAAGGAGCAAGGCCAGUUAAUUCGGCAAGAUGAGUUUUACGUAACGUUUCGUAAGAAGCGCACUCUGCGCCGAGUGUUCCUGUUCCAGGAGCUCAUCCUCUUCACCAAGACAAAGAAAACCCUCCGUGGGGAUGAAGUGUAUGUCUGCAAACAGUCUUUUAAGACAUGUGACAUAGGAGUGACUCGGAGCUGUGGAGACAGCGGCCUGUGUUUUGAGAUCUGGUUCAGGAGGAGGCAGGCACAACACACCUACAUGCUCCAGGCUGAGAGACAGGACGUGAAGCAGGCCUGGACCAUAGACCUUGAGCAGAUCCUGUGGAAGCAGGCCCUGAAGAAUAGAGAGCUGUGGCGACAGGAACGUGUGUUCAUGGGGGUGGGUAGCAAAUCCUUUAUGGACAUCCAAACCAGCGAGGCGACCAUCCAUGACAAAAGUAUCUUCUGCCUUCUAACUGGAAGAGAAAGUGAAGGAUCAUUAAAAACACCAAAUCUUGCGGUGUCCAGCUUUCCAAGUGAUAUGGCCCUGCCAAGGCCUGAAUCGAAUGGCUCUGGGAGCUGUGUCUCAACCUCAGGCAGCCGAUCAUCUUCCUCCUCUGGGCGAGGCUCCUUAUCCCCCAGAGGUUUCCCUGCAAAUCAGGUUCCCAGCAGCCAUGGAAUGUUCUUACCUCACGAAACCUUGUGUGGAGAUGACCAGAACCAGUUCCUUAGAAAUGAAGACUGUUCAGGGUCCUUAGAUGAAAGUGCCUGUGUGUGUGGAGGUCCUGAUUCAUAUUGUGCUUCAAGAGGAUUUCCUGCACUGCUUGCAGGCAGGUGCCCAACUGCUGCCACCCAGCCCAACCUGGCCUGCACACCCCAGCAUAGCCCACCUGCUCCAGCCAGGAACAAACUCAGAGGGUGUGACCUACAAACCAUGACUCAUAUUUAUCAAAAGGAUACAGAGCAGAUCUGCGAACAGUUCCACUGACUCAGGAACCACAGACUCCUUUGGCGAGUGAAAGUACAUUUCAUGUGGUUGCUGACCAUAGUAUUUUAAAGAAGUCAGUACUUCUACUGAAGGCUACAAGAAAACGUGAGAUACCACGGAGGAAAGUGAUAAUGUGAAAAUGAAGGGAUUAUGACACAAAUUCAUAGAACUGAAGAGGCAGUCGUUUAGCAAAAAAGGUUACUGUAGGGGAAGUCCAACUGUAAUGAUAUGAUGUGAAAAUGAAUAUGACCAUAUUCUUUCAUUAAGUAACAGUGUCAAUGUCACUGUGUCAGUUAAAUAGUUUUAGUGAUUAAGGCAUCCUGGGUGUUGAUGUAACUGUGUUCUUGAAUCGUUUGCAGUAAAUACCAUUUUUUAAGUUUUCUGUCAGUGAAGUUUUGUAACAAGAAUUUCUGUACAUUGGCUUUUGCAUGUGUGACAUUUUUUGGAAUGGUUUAUUGAACGCUCCCAUUUAUUUGAGAUUUAUUCAACACUGUCCCAUUUUUUUGAGAUGAGAAAUUAGAAAAUAUUGGGAAUAAAAACAAUUCAGUGUUACAAAUUGUCACAGUACAGCCUAACGUCUCCGCGUGUGUGUCUGUGUUUGUUCGUCCGUAUAGCCCUGUGUUUCACACCUGCUCCUCGUUGUGUGUAUAUAAGUCUUGUUUUUAACUGUGAAUGUUGUCGAUAUUUGACCCUGAUAGCCUGCGAGCUACGUGGUCGUUGUUGGGUAUU
Electrophorus electricus (electric eel) is the source of this 6084-nucleotide messenger RNA. NCBI's taxonomy places the organism in Eukaryota, Metazoa, Chordata, Actinopteri, Gymnotiformes, Gymnotidae. The record is from RefSeq and is a predicted model, not a curated record.